CGAACAAAAUGGACAAAUUUAUAGCUGCUGUUAUCCUGGUUGUGUGUAUGUCUGUAGAUUUUAGCUCAGGAAAAACACCGUUCCAUACUUGUAAAAGUGGAUCAUCUAAAGUAACAAAUGUAGUUAUUCCAGGAUGUGAUGCUCCCCCUUGUAAGCUGAAGAAAGGAUCAAGUGCUGCUAUGUCAAUAUCAUUUACUGCAGGAGAGGGGUAUACAAAGGUAACAGCAAAUGUCCAUGGUGUAAUUAGCUACAUACCAGUUCCAUUUACACCACCAAAUGUGGAUGGAUGUCAUAAUAGUGGUCUAACCUGUCCUUUGACAAAGGGAAAGAACUACGUUUACAAUAAUACCAUUCCCAUUAAAAGCAGUUAUCCAAAUUUGCAACUUGUAGUAGAAUGGGAGCUUCUGGAUGAGAACAAUAAAGACAUUCUAUGUAUUGAAAUUCCAGCUGAAAUAGUUGAUUAAGAGCAUGAACAAUCUAAACAAGGACAUCUAUGAUAUUUUUUUCCUCAUUCCAAAAUAAACAUUAUGUAAGGGAGGUAAUCACUCAAUUAAUUGUACACUUUCUAUAAUAAAACAAACUUAAAAAAUCUCCCCCAAAUUUGAUGAAAGCAAUAUUUCCGAACCUUACAUUUAGUAGUUAAAACAUGUUUUAGUAUUGAUUGUAGAGGGUGUUACCCCUAUCUUACAGUAUACACAAGAGGAUUUAGUUUAAAUCAAUGUAUUGUAAAAUUCCCCACCAAGGCAUGGGUGAUGUUUUACUAGCUCAUCUUGUGUGUACUGUAUAUUAUUACUAUGUAUCACUUGCACAACUUUGUUUAAUGUUGACCAAAUCUCAGAAAAUAAUAUUUGUUUUGUUAAACAUUUGUUACGUUUACUAUGAUAUUGUUAUGUACAUAUAUGUGUUCCAUAGGAUGGAGCAAUUUAACAUUUUUCUGUAGACAAUUCAAAUUGAUUAUUAGAGACACAUGCAUUUUUAAGAUGAAGCAUCAUUUUCUCCUAUAAUAUAUGACUACUUGCCUUAUUUGAAAAGAAACUUGCUAAAAUCAAAAUAAUAAUAUGCUUCCCUACCAUGGUUAAAAGGAAAGUAAAAUUCUGAGACAAUUGCAACAGCAAAUUAUGUUUCCAAAUUGUCAGUAGAGCAAGAUUUACCAAUAUCCAAAUUUAAGAAAUAGAGCUCAGAUUUAAUUUAAAAUCUGAAGGCAAGUGUGCAUAUUUAUUUUAUACAAAAAAAUAACACAAUGAUAUUUUUUUUAUUCCGGAAAAUAACUUUACUAGACAUGUUACUUGUACAUUUUGGUUUACAUGUGUUUGUUGUUAUUUUUGAAAGUCAGAUUUGAGAUGAAUGGGAUGGUUGUUUUUACUUUCCUAAUGUAUGAAUGGACAAAUUACAAUCUUUAAUUGAUUUUCAUUAGUGUAUUAAUUUAACACGACUGCAUUUUUUUCUUGAUCGGUAUUUAGAGUGCCUAGUGAAAAUGUCGGAAUUGUGUGGAACUAACUGGUAAAAGAAUGUUGGUUAUCUAACUUUUUAUAGCUUUGAAUAAUAUCAAAGUUUACUAAAAGAUUAUACUGUAAAUGCUUGUUAGCUAGAAUUGGUAAUUGUUAGAAAUGCAUAAUAUGGAUUUAUAUCAGCAAGAUCAUAUUUGUAUAAUGAAACUAUGUUAUUAUUAAUAUACAUUGUAGUGUUCAGAUAAACAUAACUUUUUAACAAUUCUUUUUUGGUGUUUUAACAAAUGUCCUUAAAGCAAAUAAUCUUUUUUACUUAUUUUCUAAUUACAUUGUAGUUUAAUAUACUGUAAUAUUGUCAGGAAGAAAUCUCUUUGAAAUAUGAUUAAUGAUCUGUUUAUGCUUUUGACAGUUUUGUAAUCUUUAAUAUAAGAGAAAAUCAAGCUUGCUUUUAUAUUGUCACUUCACAUUUAUAUACAAAUGAGCAUUUUAUAUGUCUAUUUUCAAUAAAAAAAUCUUUCUGUUAA
Molecule: messenger RNA, 1972 nt
Organism: Mytilus trossulus (common blue mussel)
Lineage: Eukaryota; Metazoa; Mollusca; Bivalvia; Mytilida; Mytilidae
Product: NPC intracellular cholesterol transporter 2-like
Exons: 4
Coding region: 9-464 (151 amino acids)
Biological process (GO): intracellular cholesterol transport
Molecular function (GO): sterol binding
Source: RefSeq, a predicted model, not a curated record